UUAAUAAUAUUGUGUGGGUAACAAUUAACAUAACAAGAGAAGAAGUUAAGAUUUGUGAUUUUGUGCAAGUUAGGUUGGUUUCAAUGGCAAACAUUCUAGGUCUUAUCAGACUUCGUAUCAAAAAAGGCACUAAUCUCAUACCUCAUGAUUCUCGUACAAGUGACCCUUAUGUUCUUGUCACCAUGGAAGAACAGACACUGAAGACUGCUGUUGUGAAUGAUAACUGCCAUCCUGAAUGGAAUGAAGAACUGACACUUUAUAUUAAAGAUGUUAACACACCAAUACAUCUGAUAGUUUGCGACAAAGACACUUUCACUGUGGACGACAAAAUGGGCGAAGCUGAUAUAGACAUAAAACCAUAUCUUCAAUGUGUGAAGAUGGGGUUGAGCGAUCUCCCAGAUGGACAUGUAGUCAAGACUGUUCAACCAGAUACGACUAAUUGCCUAGCCGAAGAGAGUAGCUGCGUAUGGAGAGAUGGAAAAGUCGUCCAAGAGAUGAGUUUAAGAUUGAGAAAUGUUGAGUCUGGUGAAGUACUCGUCGAAAUUGAGUGGAUUGAUGUUACAGAUUCCGAAGGCAAAGGCUUAUCUGAGCUUGAGUUUUAGGUGUACUUGCCUUCUCUAACUUUAUGCAUUAGUACUUUUAUUGUGUGACUGUUUUGUAUCAUCAUAAGCUGAAGUUACUAUGUAAGAUUGUCUCCUUAAUCUUAAUUUGAUACUGAUGUCAAAUUCACUGAAGAGAAGGUUCAUGAAAUA
Molecule: messenger RNA, 752 nt
Organism: Medicago truncatula (barrel medic)
Lineage: Eukaryota; Viridiplantae; Streptophyta; Magnoliopsida; Fabales; Fabaceae
Product: protein C2-DOMAIN ABA-RELATED 7
Exons: 3
Coding region: 84-602 (172 amino acids)
Source: RefSeq, a predicted model, not a curated record